Molecule: messenger RNA, 2820 nt
Organism: Gorilla gorilla gorilla (western lowland gorilla)
Lineage: Eukaryota; Metazoa; Chordata; Mammalia; Primates; Hominidae
Product: immunoglobulin kappa variable 1-12
Exons: 2
Coding region: 16-417 (133 amino acids)
Source: RefSeq, a predicted model, not a curated record
CAGUCAGGACACAGCAUGGACAUGAGGGUCCCCGCUCAGCUCCUGGGGCUCCUGCUGCUCUGGCUCCCAGGUGCCAGAUGUGACAUCCAGAUGACCCAGUCUCCAUCCUCCCUGUCUGCAUCUGUAGGAGACAGAGUCACCAUCACUUGCCGGGCCAGUCAGGGCAUUAGCAGUUAUUUAGCCUGGUAUCAGCAAAAACCAGGGAAAGCCCCUAAGCUCCUCAUCUAUUAUGCAUCCAGUUUGCAAAGUGGGGUCCCAUCAAGGUUCAGCGGCAGUGGAUCUGGGACGGAUUACACUCUCACCAUCAGCAGCCUGCAGCCUGAAGAUUUUGCAACUUAUUACUGUCAGCAGUAUAACAGUGACCCUCCCACAGUGUUACACACCCAAACAAAAACCCCCAGGGAAAGAGAUGUGUGAGGCUGGGCUGCCCCAGCUGCUCCUCCUGAUGUCUCCAACGGCUAAGAGUGUUCCUCAGAUGCAGCCACACUCUGAUGGUGUUGGUAGAGGGGGAUGUGAAGUCACCUCUGCAUCCCAAUUUCUUUUUCUUUCUCAGCACCAGGUGCACAGACAUAACAGUUCCUCUCCUGAUUUAAAAAAGGCAGGGAUCAUGACACCUGAGGAGUCUAGUUUAUGGCUUCACUUGGAAUUCAAGUAACAGAGAAGAAGCCACUAUAGAUAUUCUAAGCAGGAAUUGUCUUGAUACAGAGAAAUAGAGUAUAAACUAUGGAAGUCUAAAUAAAAAUAUAGAGAUGAAUCUCAAAUUUCAUGUUUUAUUUGCUAAGAAAUAUUUGCUAAAUGGGGCAUACAGAAAAACUCAAUGGUCUUCAAUAUGUUGAAAGAACAAAGAGAAGCUUAGAGUUUCAUGAAAAAAGGAAAAUGUUACCUAUUGCUCUUUGAGAAAGUUUAUUGGCUCCAGAAAGUUUUGGGAGCUGGCAAGCUCAGAAUGGUAAGCACUGAUGGACAAACUGAAUCCUAGAAUUAUGUUAAAUUAUUCAGAAGUUGGGGGUGAAUUUGAUUUCAGGUUACAAGAGGCCAAAGCAGUGAAGCUUGCAGAGAAUCUUGUUACUGAAAUGCCAGGGAUUUGGUGUAGAUCCUGCUGCUCACCACAUGUAAAACCAAUCACUAAGACAACAAGUAUUGCCAAGAAACAGGCUUUAAUCAGGUGCUGUAGCUGUGGAAAUGGGACCCCAUUCUCAAAUGUAUCUCCCUGACAAACUAAAAUUAGGGGGUUAUAUAGCAGGGAAGAAAUGUGGGCAAACAGGAAUUAGGGAGGGGUAAUGAAGUUAAUUUUGUCAACAGGAAGCAGAAGGUCAGUGAGGCAAUCACAAUGUGUGAAGGGUCUGACGUCUCACUGUCCUGAUUCAGUGAUAUGUAAGUUUCAGCUCUCUGAUAGUAUCUGGAGGCCUCUUGGUGGGUUUCCUGAAAAAAGAACUCAGAUAAGACAAAUGUAACUAUCUUGAGUUUUAAGACUGGGGAAGUCAAUUUCUAUGUUUAUUCAAAAAACCAUAAACAUUACUUCCAUGGGAUAAUAGGGCCUAUUUCAAUUGCAUUCUUCAGACAAUAUUUUACACCCUGAGUGUCUUUCCCUUCUGGUUUCUUGGCUCUGUUGGGUAUGUCAAGAAUGACCCAAUUCCUACAAUUAACGUUCACACUGUAACCUUUCAAAGCCAAGGAUAUAGUAGUCAUGAAAGCUGAUAUUAGAAGCAGGAUUCUCUGGUGCUCCCUCAGAAAACAGAAUCCAUCUGCCCCUAAAGUAUGGGCUAUCUAACCAUGUGGUCCUCAGUCCUGUCUGGAAGCUUAGGGGUGGGGGUGCUGAUGCUCUCAGCUUCCUACAACAUCUUUUCAGGUGUUUCUCCAGUCCUCAUCCCUGUCCCUGUGUCUGUCUUAGGUACCAAUGGAGAAUAUUGAGUCAUCCUUUUCUGACUUCCAAAUCUCAUGGAAGGACCUCUUAUUGGGCAACUCUAUAGGACAAAAGAGAGGCAAAAAGGGAUAUUUAUGUAAGUUAAAAUGAAUUUUCUCCCAUGAGGCCAUUUAAGUAUAUUAUAUUUAAAGCCAUGUGUUGAAAACACAUCCAGCUUCAGUUUCUUAUUAAUGCAAAUUUACAUUUGCAAAUAUUUUCAAUACUGUAAGUUGAAAUCAUAGUUAUUUGUCCAUGGAAUGAUAAAACACCUCUAUAAUUAAAUGGAGUGAACAUUUUCUUAAAAAUUUGUACUCACUGAAAUAAAGGAAUAUAUUUAAAAUGUGUGAAGCUAUGUUAGAAAUUAUUGGACUUAAACUCAACUGUGCAGUUUGGUUUGGGAUGUUGUUCACUCUUGUGACCUGCCAGAAGAAUCUUGAGUCAUGGGUAGUCACUGCUGUUCAGCCUUGUCCUAAGACAAUUAAUAUGUAUAGGCUGAAGACAAGCUCAGUGCCAUGCAGAGAAACCACUUACCUGAGCCCUUCCUUGAUCAGCCAGAUGAUUGUGAACAUGAGCAUCCAUGAAUAUGAAAACAAAUGUUUACUGUUAUCAGUCACUGAGUUGUGUAUUUAGCCAGUUACCAAUCAUUAACGCAUAAAAGCUUACUGAUACAGUAUUUACGCCUCUACCUAUAUAUACACACAUGUAUUUUUUCUUAAAUUGGUGGUAUAAAUGUGAAUAUUUAGUAAUCAAAUUAUAGUUAUUAAAAGAAAAUUAAUGACAAAAUUAAAACUAAUAUUUCAAUAAAAAAUUAAAAUAUACCUUAUUUGUGGAAAAAUGUGCAUAAAUGUAUUUAAGAUAUGUACAAGUAAAUAUAUAUUUAUUUGUUAAAAUGGCUACAAAUAUAUAUAGUAUUUAUGUUU